CGAACUGGAAGGACAACACACGCUGUGUGUGUGUGAGAGCUACACCCGGCCUGCCUGUGCUGGGGGGGCUACACCCGGCCUGUGGCAAGGUGUCUCUGUUUGUGCAUCGGGAGCCGAUUUGCCCAUGGCCAAUAACCAGCCAGCGACUGUCCGACUGUACAACCCCCCCGCACACCCUCCCUCCCUCCUCCGCCUGUUGGCAGCGGGGAGGGUGUGAAACAGGCGCAGGGGAGGUGUAGCCUGGGCAGUUUCAGCAGAAAAAGAGCUGGGAUGGAUCCGGGAACCGGCUGGAUGGAUUAAACCGGGGAGGGGGGGCUGGGGGGGAAGCCUGGGGUCCCCCCCUUGCACCCCUGGAUUGGGGCCACACACACACACACACAGCGGUUGUGCAUCCACCGAUCCAGGAAGCAGAACAGCACAUUCCAGAGAGGAAAGACAUUGGGGUCGGGGGCUCAUGGCUCUUAGCCCGGCCUGACCCCGCCCCCCGGGCCCCAGCAUGGAGGUCAAAGGGCAGCUCAUCACCUCCUCCAGCUACAGCUCUGCAGAUGCCCUGGGGUGGGAACCCGGCGCCCGGCUGCGGCUGCAGGAGCUGCUGGAACGGCAGCGGGGCCUGCGGGAGGCGCUGGGCCUGCGGGUGGCCGAGUUGCGCCGGCUGUGUCUGCAGGAGGCCGAGCUGACAGGGAAGCUGCCCCCCGAGUACCCACUGGAGCCGGGGGAGAGACCCCACCUCGUCCGGAGAAGAGCAGUGCCCGCCCACCGGGGACCUGGAGCCGAGGCGCUGGCGUGGGAGCUGUGCCGGGAGCUGGCCGUGCAGCGGCAGGUGGUGGAGGCCGCUCGGCGCCUGGCCCUGGCCCCGGAGCUGACGGAGCAGCAGCGGCGCCGGCGCCGGCAGGUCCAGGCCGAGGCGGCCCAGCGGCUGCGGGAGCUGGAGGGGCAGCUGGGGGAGACGCGGGCCCGGCUGGGGGCGCCCCGGGGAGCACACGAUGAGGCGUUCACCUCCGAGAACAGCUCCCUCUCCGAAGCGGCCAGUCACGAGAACGAUGACCCCCACGGUUUCCAUCCGCCCAAGGGGGGCCCUUCGUCCCCCCGCAGCCGGGAUCACCUCCGCGCCGUGUCCGGCAGCCCCGACCGCCGGCCCGGCUGGCGAGGGCCCCCCAUGGAGCUGGGCGGGGGGGCCGCCAGCCGCCGCAGCUCGCUAGCCAGCCCUACCAGCCCGAAUCGGACCCUGCCCCGGAGCGUCUCCAGCUUUGAGGGCCGGAGCGUCCCAGCGACCCCGGUUCUGACCCGGAACAUCUGCAGCGGGAGCCAGAACUUCAGGCCGGACGCCCCCCCAGCCGCCCGCCAGUGGUCGGGGAGCCAGGACUCCCAGCUUGGCCCCCCCAGCCGGGACCCCAGCGCCGAGCGGGCCCCCCCCGCCUUCGCCGCCCGCACCCGCCGCAGCAACAGCUCGGAGGCCCUGAUCGAGCGGGGGGCUCCCCCCGAAGACCCCCCCUUCCGCGGCCCGCCCCGGCCCCCCUACGCCGAGAUCCUGCUGGACUAUUACCUGGAGCGCCAGGGCUGGCCGGCGGGCGACCACCUCUCGCGCCGCGACGCCCCUCCGCCGCCCGGCUGGGGAUACCCCGAGAGCCCCCUGCCGCGCCGGGCGGGACGUGCCAAGUCCUGCGGGCCCCCUCCCCAGAGCCAGCCGCCCCCGGCCCCCCAGCGCCCGCCCCGGGCCGUCCACAAAGCCUUGGCCCUGGAGGGGCUCCGGAACUGGUACCUGCGUAACGCCGGGGGGGGCCCGCCCCCACCCCGGGACAGGAGAGGGGGGCCCCCCCGCGGCUGGCCCGAACCCCACCCCCGGCCGGAGACGGGGGGCUACCUGCCACAUUCGCUGAGCUACGCUGGGCAGCCGCUGCAGGGCAGACCCUUCGCAGACCUCCUCUACCCGGACGGGCCCAGCGCCCCCUCCCCCGGCCUGGGGCCCCCCCUGGAUGUGGAGAGACACCCCCCAGGGACGCUGGUCUGACCUCCCGGGGCGGGGACGGCCAGGGGUUAACCUCACAUGCUGGGGGGACGCUCCCCUGCUGGACAGGGGUGUGUGGGGCGCCAGGCGGAUUGGAGGGGGGGAGAUGCACCCGUUUACCCCCCCCCCCACUAGGGCGUUGUGGGGCACGGAUUCCCCCCUAUGGGAACCUCAACCUGCCCCCGCCCACAUUCAGAUAUGGGGGGCAGGUCCUGGCUGGGGAAUCAGCCACCUACUGAACCCCCACCGGCACUAACUGGCCCCCCCAAAAACCCUCCCCCUUCUUAAAGUCUGGACAGACGGCCCCCCCUGCCCUAUCAGCUCCCUGACCCCCCCCCAAUAUUCCCUCCCCUGCACCCCCCCAUCACCACAUCCCCCUCCCCCCAUCCAGUGAGCCUCUCCUACAACACCCCCCCCCCCAAUCUGGCUCAUUUAGGAAACGAACUCAAACUCGACAUUCCAGCCCUGGCCGGCGGCCAGUGGAUUUUCCUUUCAAAGUUGCACACGAAACAAGAACGUCACUUUUUAUUUUUUCCUUUUCCUACUGGAUUUUAUUUCGGGGGAAGUGGGGUGGGGGGACGGGGACUCUACCCCCCCCCCAGGUCCCGUCCCCCCUGCGUGCACACCCACCUCCCCCGGGCCACAUGUUAGUAGCGACAGGCACCAACAUGCGACAGGCUCUGAGCCUCGACUUUGUCCCGUUCCCAGCGUGUGGAUUGUAGCGGGAAUUUCUAUGGCGAAUGUCAAAUGGGUCACGGUGCAGAACGGGGUUUGUAUAAUACAGAGCGCAAAGGCGA
Mauremys mutica (yellowpond turtle) is the source of this 2802-nucleotide messenger RNA. Its product is annotated as coiled-coil domain-containing protein 120-like. Lineage: Eukaryota; Metazoa; Chordata; Testudines; Geoemydidae. The transcript has 10 exons. The coding region runs from base 497 to 2008 and encodes 503 amino acids. The record is from RefSeq and is a predicted model, not a curated record.